Molecule: messenger RNA, 1268 nt
Organism: Solanum pennellii
Lineage: Eukaryota; Viridiplantae; Streptophyta; Magnoliopsida; Solanales; Solanaceae
Product: phosphatidylinositol N-acetylglucosaminyltransferase subunit C
Exons: 2
Coding region: 176-1096 (306 amino acids)
Biological process (GO): GPI anchor biosynthetic process
Cellular component (GO): glycosylphosphatidylinositol-N-acetylglucosaminyltransferase (GPI-GnT) complex; membrane
Source: RefSeq, a predicted model, not a curated record
AUCUUCCUUCCUUCUUUCUCUGCGAUCUUUUAUCUCCCUCUUUGUUAUUCUGAAAAACUUUCUUUCCUCUGUGUUCCAUGGAAAAAAGUAGAUUCAUUCUUCUGCCCAAUUUCAGUGACGGAAAUCCCUCAGAAAUUUGCUCUGCGAACAAAAAGAUGCCAUGGAGUAAAAUUGUAUGAUACAAAUGGAAGCUAGCAUCAGUGGAAGCUCUUCUCCAACCCAUCCUAAAUGGAGAAAAGUUGUUUAUGGUGGGAUGCAACCUGGCUUUGGUGACAAUCACACAGAUGAAUCCUUCCUGGAGGAAAUGAUCAUGAAUGCUAAUGUUGUCAAAAGAGACUUAUUGAAGGUGGUGCUUGACGCAGUUUCUAUCUCACAAUAUCUUUGCAUUGUCGCCCUUGUGGUUUUGGUUUGGACCUACACCCUCACAAAUACCUUGACAGAAAAAUAUCUUUUGCUACUGAAUGUUAGCCUACUUGGAUCGGGAUUCUUUAUUCUGCUUUUAACGGCAGACAUGAUACCCUUCAAUCUCCUCCUCAAUUAUCUCCUAAAGAAUACCUUCUUCAUAACUGCCUUAUAUAUGUUGUCUCCUAUCUACCACACACUUACUAGGUCCAUAAGCUCGAAUUCUAUAUGGGCACUAACAGCUUCCCUUCUCAUACUCCAUCUCUUCCUGCACAAUUACUCCGGGUCCACUGUAAAGGCUCCUGGAGCUUUAGAUAAUCCAACCCUGACAAGCAAUAUCUCUCUGAAUGCUUCGAUCGUGGCUUCACUUCUAAUUUCUUCUCGCCUUCCAUCAAGGCUUCACGUCUUUGCUAUCGUGCUAUUCUCCUUGCAAGUUUUCCUCUUUGCUCCUUUAGUCACAUAUUGUGUGAAGAAGCGUUCUUUCAAGUUACAUAUUUGUUUCUCUCUUCAGUUAUUGGUUCUGACACUAGUCUUCACUUACCAGUUGCAUAAGCUGCUUUUCAUUGUGCUUUUGGGCAUCUUUGUCUUUGUUAAUUUGGUUUGUCCUUACUGGCUGAUAAGGAUUCAAGAGUACAAGUUUGAGAUUAAUGGCCCUUGGGAUGAGGCUAAGCUCUGUUUUAACAUUACAGAAUGAGCACGUUAUAUCUUAAGCAUCUCCUUUCGUUAAAGCUUCUUGUCUCUUUUAAAUUAUUGAUUUGACUAGUCAUGUAGUUACGCUAUGUGAAUUAUUUGUUUGAUAGAUUUGUGGUUGGAUGAAAUGUGAUUCAAGAAGAGCAAUAUUUGAGUUACACAAUCAAUUUUUACCA